AUGUCAGAUAAAUUCUCAUCUAUAUUAAAAUUAACGGAAUUAGAUGAUUUUAUAACACCUUCACAAGAAUGUAUUAAACCUGUGGAAAUAAGUAAAUCAAAGAAAUCGACUAAAGUAGAUAUUGAUAAAGAUGGUAGUUAUGUAGAGAUUGAUGAAUUUGGUGAGAAGACAAAGUUGGAGAAAGCUACAAUUACACUCAAUGACUGUUUGGCAUGCAGUGGAUGUAUCACCUCUGCAGAAAGUGUUUUAAUUACAGCACAAAGUAUUACAGAGUUUCAAAAUGUUCUAAAUGCAAAUACAUCUUCAACAACUGCGGUGGCCAUCGCCAAAAAAACUAUAGUUAUCUCGAUAUCACCACAAUCAAGAGCAUCGAUUGCUGCUCAUUUUAAUUUACCAAUUAAAAUUGUACAAAGAAAAUUAGAAAUAUUAUUUAAAAGAAUAUUGAAUUGCGACUAUGUAUUUGAUGUUUCAUUUGGAAGAGAGUUCUCACUGUUGGAGUCGGCAGCAGAGUUUGUAGCGAGACAUAGGAAACAGCUGGAGAAUGCACCUCUACCGAUGCUAUGCUCUGCAUGUCCAGGUUGGAUUUGCUAUGCCGAGAAAUCACAUGGUGAAUACAUCCUACCAUAUAUCAGUACAACUAAAUCACCACAGCAGAUCAUGGGAACUCUUGUAAAGUAUUAUUUAGGUGAGAAGUUUUUAAAUAAAAAUUCUAGAGAUGUAGAUUGUGUAUUAUCGAGUUCAGAGGUUUUAGAUUUGUUAAAAGAGAAAUCGAUUGAUUUCGUUGGUUUAGAAGAUAAAGAAGAAGAGAUUGACCCACAACAACAAAUGUUUAGAUAUUUAGAUAGUGAAACAGGUUCACCUUAUGGAGUGGAAGGAUCAACCGGUGGAUACUUUGAAUUCCUCUAUCGUUACGCUGCCAAGGAGUUGUUUGGCGUCGAGGUCAAAGAGAUUGAAUAUCAAGUGGGAAGAAACACCGAUUUCAAAGAGGCAUCGCUGGUUGUCGAUGGCAAGAAAGUGAUGACUUUCGCCAAAGCCUACGGAUUCAGAAACAUUCAGAACGUAGUCAGAAAGAUCAAGAUUGGCAAGCUGCCCUACGAUUUCGUUGAGGUCAUGGCAUGUCCGUCGGGAUGCAUCAACGGUGGCGGUCAAAUCAAAGCGGGAAGCGAAUCACUACGUGACCAAAAAGUUUUGAUUCAACAGGCGGAAGAUCGCUACAAUGAGCAACAACUACUACAGCCACAACAAGAUCAACAAAUCAAUGAGAUCUACAAGCAAUGGUUGAACGGUUUAAACUAA
Molecule: messenger RNA, 1296 nt
Organism: Heterostelium album PN500
Lineage: Eukaryota; Evosea; Eumycetozoa; Acytosteliales; Acytosteliaceae
Product: nuclear prelamin A recognition factor-like protein
Exons: 5
Coding region: 1-1296 (431 amino acids)
Biological process (GO): iron-sulfur cluster assembly
Cellular component (GO): cytosolic [4Fe-4S] assembly targeting complex
Molecular function (GO): 4 iron, 4 sulfur cluster binding
Source: RefSeq, a predicted model, not a curated record